GCCCUGGCUGCGCCGGUGCCGACAAUCCGAAAGUAAAAGGGCGCCGCGAGAUAUACCAAGAUGGCGGCCGGUACAUAAGGAGGGCGGCCGGCCGGCGCUGCCUAGUCUGUCGCCACCAUGCGAGCCGCCGCGUUCAUCCUGGUUCUGUUGGCCUGCGCUGCCGCGCAAGCCGAGCGUGUUAAGCGCCAGGCUGAGCAGCCUUCUGAGGAGGAGACGCUCAAGAAGCUCUGCGCCGGCAAGGGACCCGGAGAGUGGUUCCGACUGAACGCUGGCCAGGAGCACUGCAAGCGGGUCGUCCAGUGCACUUCGGCGGGUCUCCAGCAGAUCAAGUGCCCUCAGGGUCUCGUCUUUGACGUCGAGAAUCAGUCAUGUGACUGGAAGGACAACGUGUUCAAUUGCGACCAGACGGCCCGCGAGGUGAAGGCCAAGCCUCUGCUGAACACUGACGAGCCCAUCUGCACGGUGGCCGGCGAACUGGCCUGCGCUGACGCCUCCUGCAUCAAGAAGGAGCUCUUCUGCGACGGCAUCGAGCAGUGCAGCGAUGGAUCCGACGAGAACGCUUGCGAUAACGGCAACGAUCCCAACCGGGCACCGCCGUGCGACUCGGAGAAGUGCAAGCUGCCGUCUUGCUUCUGCUCUGAGGACGGCACCACGGUUCCGGGCAACCUCGACCCGCGUGACAUCCCGCAGAUGGUCGUGCUCACCUUCAACGGAGCCAUCAAUAACAACAACAUCGACCUCUUCGACGAGAUCUUCCAGAGCGGCCGCACCAACCCCAACGGCUGCCCCAUCAAGGGAACCUUCUUUGUGUCUCACAGGUACACCAACUACACCGCGGUCCAGGACCUGCACGCGCGGGGUCACGAGGUCGCCGUCUUCUCCAUCUCUCAGAAUGACACCAGGAACUACUGGAAGAACGCCAGCCGCGCUGACUGGGCCAAGGAGAUGGGUGGACAGAGGUUCAUCAUCGAGAAGUUCGCCGGUAUCAACGACAACUCGGUGGUCGGCAUGCGUACCCCGUUCCUGCGUAUCGGUGGCAACAACCAGUUCUUCAUGAUGGACAAGCAGAAGUUCCUGUACGACUCCACCAUCACUGCUCCGCUGAGCGACAUCCCGAUCUGGCCGUACACCCUGCUGAACCAGAUGCCGCACGCCUGCCACGGUGACGCCCAGAAGUGUCCGACUCGCGCCUUCCCCGUCUGGGAGAUGGUCAUGAACGAGCUGGAUCGUCGUGACGACCCCAGCGUGGACGACAACCUGCCCGGAUGCAUCAUGGUCGACUCUUGCUCCAACAUCCGCACCACUGAGCAGUUCUACAACUUCCUCAACCACAACUUCGAUCGUCACUACCUGACCAACCGCGCGCCCAUCAGCCUCAACUUCCAGCAGUCUGCCUGGCUGAAGCAGAACGAGUUCCUCGACACCCUGAUGUACUGGAUCGACGAGAUCCGGCAGACGUUCCCUGAGACCUACUUCGUCACCAUGACCCAGGUCAUCGAAUGGAUGCAGAACCCCCGGACCCUGGCCGAGACCCAGGCCUUCGACUCCUGGCAGAUCAAGUGCGAGGAGCCCCUUCCCUUCGUCUGCUCCAAGCCGGGCGGCAACAACUGCGCUCUGCAUGUGGACGAGGUUCCGGGCACUUUCAACAUGCAGACCUGCCAGCGGUGCCCGACCAACCUGCCCUGGUUGUCGGACCCCACUGGUGAGGGCUUCCUGUAAACGCUGCACAGGCUGCGCCGUGAAGUGGAGCGCUCUUCGACGACAGUCGGCAGGCGGGCGAGGUACUUUGUUGUAGCGGCCGCGCCUGUCGCACCUUCCGUUCGCGGGACGUUGUUACUGUGUCCCGGAACGGGACGUUUCCAGUCGUUUCGCCGAGCCGCAGCUCCGUCAGGAGAUCGUCACUCGGUCUUCUGGCCAGUCCCUUUACGUGCCGGACUUUGUUGACAUAUUGUUGCCGAGUACAAAAGUGCAGCGAAGAGCGAGAUCUGUUUUACCUUAUUUGGCAACGCUGUAGCCCCACUCAGCUGUGAUCGCGAACACGUGAUUCCUUAUCCAUAUCUUGUAUAUAUGCGAAUGGUGUGUGUUGACAUCAUGCAAUAAAGGAGUCGUCAGUUCAGAA
Molecule: messenger RNA, 2119 nt
Organism: Amphibalanus amphitrite
Lineage: Eukaryota; Metazoa; Arthropoda; Thecostraca; Balanomorpha; Balanidae
Product: chitin deacetylase 1-like
Exons: 4
Coding region: 118-1719 (533 amino acids)
Biological process (GO): carbohydrate metabolic process
Cellular component (GO): extracellular region
Molecular function (GO): chitin binding; protein binding
Source: RefSeq, a predicted model, not a curated record